UGCUCUCUUCCUAGCUUUCGGUGGCUAAGUUAUCUUCUAACCACCACCCCCUCUAAUUGACUGUCUCUCAAGAGGAAGACAUACCCGGCUUUCCGGCAUUACAUUGGUUGGGACAGGCAGGACUGUUUAGGACUGUAAGUGCUAAAGUGCUGCUCCCAAGUGGUCAAUUAGUGAGCAUGGAUUAAAUUAACUCCUUGUGGGCGAUGGACCACAUGUGAAUCAGAGAGAAUUUUGCGGGCAUAAUUUGGAACAGUGCGUAUAUGAGAGUGUCGAUGGAUGGGUGCAUGCGUGCGUCUGGAUCGUUGUCCAGCGGUAAUCGGAAAGCGGAUUACAAUUAGUGCCAGCGUGUUGAGUGAUAUUCCUUGAAGUGAGUAAAGUGUGCUGUGUUCAUAAUUAAGAGUGCUAAUGAGAAUGGAUCCAUAAAUCCCAUUAGAGCAGGCAUUUUAGCGAGGUGUGAGGAUUUAACACACCUGUUUCGGGGUGUGAGUUAGUGAGCGUCCGUUAAAAGUUGUAUGGCAGUAGAUUCGUUGCUGUGCGAUCGGAUUAAUGGAAUGCCUGAAUAACUGAAGAUUCACCCCUCCCGGAAGCAUUCAAGUGGAUAACAAAGCACUAUUCAACCAGCAGCCACCAGACCACGCACCAGCAUGUGUUUUAACGUUUUCACCUGAGUCACAAAUCAACGUUCAUUCUCGAUGCGCUUCCCUUUCAAGGUGAAAAAAAAAAACACAGAAACGAUAAAAGCACAUGAAAACUGCACUCAACAAAAUGAAUACAUAAAUAACCCACGGCAUAAAUCAUAAACCUUGUUGAGCUUUUCCCGAUUCGUCAGCGGUGGAACCUAGUGCUACAGUGAAUCAACUACGGAAGCCGUAAUCAUCCUAGGCAUCGUGCAACGUACCCACCACCAACGGCCCAGGAUUCGAAUCCUACCUGCAUAGAUGAAACGAAAAGGAGGACUUCCUUCACAGCGUGUUUGGCCGUGCGCACAUGUGAAAGUUCCGAUUGCACAAAAGUGCGCCAAAAAGUCGUCCUACAAAGUUGGACGCAGUCGUUAGGCGGAAAAAUACCGCGGAAAGUGAUAAUAAUGAAUGCAAAAACAGCGAAAACUAUGAAAUGACGAGAUCCAACCUACAAAUGCAGUAGAAGGACAAACCACAGUUGGUCCUAGCAUAAAAGAACAAGGCUCAAAGUGGAAAAUAAAAGUUGAAACAAGUGAGUGCAUAAAAAGUGAGCGAAAAAAUUACUCUCCAACCGAGUGAACAAAUGGACUGUCAUGAAUUAUGAAAAUGAUUUAACGCUGAGCAAGCCAAGCAGAGGACAAGCAGCAGCAGCAGCAGCAGAUGCACGCGAUGGACGGCGAAAAUCGUAUCAUUCUCAACGUGGGAGGCAUCAGAUAUGAAACGUACAAGGCAACGCUGAAGAAGAUUCCUGCUACCCGACUCUCACGUCUGACCGAGGCGCUGGCCAAUUACGAUCCCGUUCUGAACGAGUACUUUUUCGAUCGACAUCCGGGAGUUUUCGCUCAGGUGCUGAAUUACUAUCGAACCGGCAAACUGCACUACCCGACCGAUGUCUGCGGGCCACUGUUUGAGGAGGAGCUGGAGUUUUGGGGCCUUGACUCGAACCAGGUGGAACCGUGCUGCUGGUCAACGUACAGCGUGCAUCGAGACACACAGAGCACCCUGGCCAUAUUGGACAAGCUGGAACUGGAUGACGAGCAACCAUCGGAGGAAGCCAUCGCCCGGCUGUUUGGCUUCGAGGAGGCUCUUCUCAACGGUGAGCUGACUUGCUGGCAGCGGACAAAGCCCAAAAUUUGGGCUCUCUUUGACGAGCCUUCCAGUUCAACCGGAGCCAAGAUCGUAGCCGGAAUUUCGGUUUUCUUCAUCUGCAUUUCUGUGAUAUCGUUCUGUCUAAAGACCCAUCCGGGGCUACGAGUGGAAAUUCCGGCCAUCCUGAACGUAUCGACCAGCGGCAGCAGCAUUGGUGCGAUUCUUGCGAACGUGACCAGCUUCGGCCAAACGGAUAGUGUUAGUAGCAGUAGUGGCAGUAACAGUGGCAAAGAAGACGAAGGGUCAGUGCAUGUGGACCCACCUCCUGCUGCUACGGUGGCUGUCAGUAGGGAAGGGAGUCCAGCGAAAAGUAGCAGCGGCAGCUUUGGCAGUGGACUGUUUCAACGGCCCGCUGGUAGGCUGAUAUCGUCCGCCUAUCGGGGCGGCAAGGGGGCGAAUAUAGUCGAUAAUUGGCAGGAAACGUACGGUCAACCGCACGAAGCAUUCUUCUACGUCGAGUUGGUCUGUAACGUUUGGUUUAUCAUCGAACUGAUGGUGCGGCUAGUGGUCGCCCCCAACAUUUUCGUAUUCAUCAGAUCCCCGGUGAACAUCAUCGAUCUGGCGGCUACGCUUAGUUUCUACACCGACGUGUGCCAAAGGAUGGGCGAACAGACGGGCCUGCUGGAGGCCUUUUCCAUCGUGCGAAUACUGCGGCUGUUCAAGCUGACGAGACACUCGCCCGGGCUGCGGAUUCUGAUUCAUACCUUCAAGGCAUCGGCCCGGGAGCUGACGCUGCUGGUGUUUUUUCUCGUGCUCGGCAUCGUCGUGUUUGCCAGCUUGGUGUACUACGCGGAAAAGUUGCAGGAUAAUCCGGACAACCAAUUCAAGAGUAUACCGCUCGGGCUGUGGUGGGCCAUUGUCACGAUGACCACCGUCGGCUACGGUGAUAUGGCACCGAAAACCUACGUCGGCAUGUUUGUCGGAGCGCUGUGUGCCCUGGCCGGUGUGCUGACGAUCGCACUGCCCGUUCCCGUCAUCGUCAGCAAUUUUUCCAUGUUCUACUCCCACACGCAGGCACGCUCCAAGCUGCCGAAGAAGCGCCGACGGGUGCUACCUGUAGAGCAGCCGCGUAGGAAGCGGGAAGUCGGCGUCGCCAACCGGCGAAUGAACGCGCUGAAGCAUCAGCACACCCACCCCACCCAUCCGGCCAUCUUUAAGGACGCUUUCGGUGGGGCGAAAAUCGGUAACGUGAAUGGCGUAAACGUGAUAGGUCUCACCCUGCAAGGACCCUCGGUACCGGGUUUGGCCGUCCUGAAGCCUCCCUCUCUCAUGCAGCAAGGUGACUUUAUCAAUGUCCCGCAGCUGAAUUCCCUACAGCCCCGGCAGCCCACAACCGGAAACGUGGAUUUAUUGCUUCCAUUACAACCGAAACUGCUGGUUCCUAUGGUGGAUCGUCGAGAUUUCAGCCGAAUGCCGACCGGGAUGGCAGUGCCCUCGAUGGUUACAACAGCGAUGAUGACGACGGCGGCGACGAUGGUGACGGUGGCGACCACAACGACGACAACGACGAACUGUGCGACGGUGACGGCGAUGACCACUACGAUGGCCUCUGUCAUGCAGGAGGAAAUUCCACUGGAACCGAAAGUUACACUGCAUAGCGAUUCCCGGUCAUCCAACGGUGGACUGGACUCCCCCUCGGGGGAUGAAGUUUAGUCAAUGGGGAUAAGUAGAUGUUGAACUCUGUACCAGCAUAGAGAUGGCUCUUAUUUUGACACUACAAUAGUGCAGCAACCAAAAAGGGGGGAGUGGUUGGAUAGGGAAAGGGACCCACUUUCGAUUCUAGGUGUUUCGCUUUUGGGAUAGUGGCGUUGCUGCUGUUUGUGAAUAAUUUACUCAAUUUUACGUUUGAGUUAAAGGUUUGCUUUGAACCU
Messenger RNA from Ochlerotatus camptorhynchus, 3700 nucleotides. RefSeq names its product potassium voltage-gated channel protein Shaw-like. Bases 1341 to 3482 code for a protein of 713 amino acids. Gene Ontology annotation, cellular component: axon terminus; postsynaptic membrane; voltage-gated potassium channel complex. NCBI's taxonomy places the organism in Eukaryota, Metazoa, Arthropoda, Insecta, Diptera, Culicidae. The transcript has 13 exons. Gene Ontology annotation, biological process: protein homooligomerization; potassium ion transmembrane transport. Gene Ontology annotation, molecular function: protein binding; delayed rectifier potassium channel activity. The record is from RefSeq and is a predicted model, not a curated record.